Molecule: messenger RNA, 1679 nt
Organism: Hipposideros armiger (great roundleaf bat)
Lineage: Eukaryota; Metazoa; Chordata; Mammalia; Chiroptera; Hipposideridae
Gene: CHST13
Product: carbohydrate sulfotransferase 13
Exons: 3
Coding region: 1-1014 (337 amino acids)
Biological process (GO): carbohydrate biosynthetic process; proteoglycan biosynthetic process
Cellular component (GO): membrane
Molecular function (GO): sulfotransferase activity
Source: RefSeq, a predicted model, not a curated record
AUGGGGGCCCUGGACAGUGGGCUUCAGGUGCACACAGAAGAUCCAGAGGCCGGGGCAAGAGGUGACACCUUUAUAUGCCCCACAGAAUCUGAAAACAGUGCCCUGGGCUCUGGCUGGCUUGGUGGGAAGAAGAUGAGUCCCCUGCAGAUGCUCUAUGACCUGGACAAGGGCCCGCUGUCGGCCCUGGCUGAGGUGCACCGACAGCGGCGGGAUCUGCUGCGCCGCACCUGCGGCCGCCACACACGCCGGCAGCGCCUGCUGCGGCCCGAGGACCUGCGGCACGUGCUGGUGGACGACACGCACGGCCUGCUCUAUUGCUACGUGCCCAAGGUGGCCUGCACCAACUGGAAGCGCGUGCUGCUGGCGCUGAAUGGCAGUACCCACGGGGACCCACGCUCCAUCCCUGCGCACGAGGUGCACGCUCCAGGCCGCCUGCCCUCUCUAGCCGACUUUAGCCCCGCGGAGAUCAACCGGCGCCUGCGCGCCUACCUGGCCUUCCUCUUCGUGCGCGAGCCCUUCGAGCGCCUGGCCUCCGCCUACAGCAACAAGUUUGUGCGGCCCUACAGCGCGGCCUUCCAGCGACGAUACGGCACGCGCAUCGUGCGGCGCCUGCGGCCCCGCCCGCACCCCGAUGCGUUGGCCCGCGGCCACGAUGUGCGCUUCGCGGAGUUCCUGGCCUACCUGCUGGACCCGCGCACGCGCCGCGACGAACCCUUCAACGAACACUGGGAGCGCGCCCACGCUCUCUGCCACCCGUGCCGCCUGCGCUACGACAUCGUGGGUAAGUUCGAGACGCUGGCGGAGGAUGCGGCCUUCGUGCUGGGCUUUGUGGGUUUGCCCGGCCUGCGCUUCCCUGCGCCUCCACCCCUGGCCAAGGCGGCCACCACGCAUAACCAAGCCGCGCGCCUCUUCCGGGACAUCAGCCCCUUUUACCAGCGGCGCCUUUUCGACCUCUACAGGAUGGACUUCCUGCUGUUCAACUACUCCACCCCCUCCUACCUGCGGCUGCACUAGCCUGCGGGGCGGGCCCCUCCAGGGUACCCUGCGGAGGAGCCCGAGAAUGGGCAUUUCUGAUGAACCCUGGGGACUCCACUUUGACAACCACUGCAUUGGGCUGACAUCUCACCUGGCUGGGUUUGGGUGCAGCCCACCUUAGGCACUGUUCACCUGUAUGCCUACCGCCUGUCCUGCCUUGUCGCUUGAUGCUUGCUUCCUUUAAUUGCUCUAGCUAUCAGGUGCUUUCCCAGGAUCCCUGAGUGGAUGAUGGAGUUUCAGGUUGCAAAGAGAAUCUUUUUUUGUCUUCUCUGUCUAUGGUAAAACAAAGCAGAAUGCUGGCUUGAGGCAGCCAGUACCCUCCCCAAAUCACCCGCUCUGGUGUCAAGGACAGCCCUGGCCAAGGAGAGAAGCCCCCCCCCAUGCUGGAUUUGGGCUGGGGCCAUCCUUGUCCCUGGGCUUGGCUCAAGAGCCAGCAGUGAGCUGUUUUCACUCUGCCUGUCACAGAGCAGGGCAGCCUUUCCUGUGGCUGGCCCCACCCUUGGUCUCAGUCUGGCCAGAUGCUAGGUCUCCUCUGUGUGCCUACAGAGCCCAGGGUGCAAUACGGUCAAUGGCAGGUUUUAUAGGGCCUUGCUGAGCUGGGGAGCUCAUGUUAUUGAAAUAAAUGUGAUUUGUUACUUCUGAUA